AUGCUCACGGGGAAGAUCCAAGAGGAGAGUUUGCGAACGUAUCUAUUCACUUAUUCGCACGUUUACGACUCGAUGUCAUUGAUUACGCUGGCUGAGAUGUUUGAACUGGAAAAAGCGAACGUGCACGGAAUAAUAUCAAAGAUGAUCAUCAAUGAAGAGCUCAUGGCAUCUCUGGACGAGCCGAGCCAAUCUCUUGUGAUGCACAAGACAGAACCUUCGCGAUUGCAAAGCUUGGCCUUGCAAGUUGCUGAUAAAGUCGGACUACUCGUUGAAUAUAACGAGCGUAUUUUGGAGUCCAAAACAGGUGUGUCUCGAAGCCUUUUGUAUGAGUUUGAUGAACAACCAGGGAUGUUCGCCGAGGGUGUCAAAAUUACCCACUCUCUCGUUCUCGAAAAGUUCAUUGAAAUCGUGGACUCAUUUCAUGGACGAAGAACUGAUCGCUUGGAAAAUAUUGCGCUUCUUACGCAAUUGCGCGCAAUAUCGGAGUCGAAGAAACUCGGUCCGGCCUUGAAAGCAAAAAUAGACUUCGCUAUGAUUUCCGCCCUCUCCGAUUACGAUGCUGCGGUAACUUCAUCAAUGACGGCAGAAAAUUGGGAGAAGGUGAUGAAGAAGGUCCGGAAAAUAUUGAAUGAUUUGAGCAGUUGCGAAGACUUCACGGUUGCGGAACAUGUUUUGAAAGAAAACGAAAGUUUUGAGAAGCCCCCGUACAAAAUUCAAGGCUGCAUCAUGAAAGUUUGUGAACGAAUGGAUGACGAGUUCAACAAGCUUUUGAAAGAUUGCGAUGCUCAUGGGCCGGAAUAUGUGAAAAGACUGAAGGAUGAAAAAUCCGUCUGUGACAUUUUCGAGCACCUGCAAAGGUAUAUGGAAUCUAGGGAGUCGACUCCGUCGGAUCUGUGCCGAGUGUAUUUGCGUCGUGUAGAGCAUUUGUAUUACAAAAUUGAUCCAACCGUGUUCACGGAACGGGAUCCCGUAAGUCGACUUUUUGUUUUUCCAUCAUUAGGCAAAUGGAGCGCAGUUCUGAGCAAGAGAAAAUCGAGAAGCAGAGGCAAAUGCCAUUCCACAUGCACAUCAAUCUCGAGUUACUCGAGUGCGUUUAUCGGACCCCCGGAAUCCAUGCGAGAACACGUUGUAGCUGCCGCACGCGCGAUGCGUAACGGCAAAUGGAAGCAGUGUCGGGAUUUCAUCAUCAAUGAGAAAAUGAAUGCCAAAGUAUGGGACUUGUUUUACCAAGCUGAUCGUGUUCGGGAAAUGAUCACGGGGAAUAUCCAAGAGGAGAGUUUGCGAACGUAUCUAUGCACUUAUUCGCACGUUUACGACUCGAUGUCAUUGAUUACGCUGGCUGAGAUGUUUGAACUGGAAAAAGCGAACGUACACGGAAUAAUAUCAAAGAUGAUCAUCAAUGAAGAGCUCAUGGCGUCUCUGGACGAGCCGAACCAAUCUCUUGUGAUGCUCAAGACAGAACCUUCGCGAUUGCAAAGCUUGGCCUUGCAAGUUGCUGAUAAAGUCAGACUUCUCGUUGAAUAUAACGAGCGUAUUUUGGAGUCCAAAACAGGAAUCUUCAAUCAAAGGAAUCAGCAGAAUUACCGUCAACAGUUCGGCGGCCAGCGAGGACAAGACGGCGGCCGCGGUGGUUGGAAUCGAAGAGGUGGGCGUGACAGGCGUGACCGAGGUGGUGGUGAUGGCGUCGAUUUGAUGGAGACGGUGUUCGGCGCAUUGCAAGGCGAGAAUUGUCGCGGAAAAGGCGGACGCAAACGUGAUAAUCGUUGUGGACGAGGCGGUCAUGGA
Messenger RNA from Notodromas monacha, 1785 nucleotides. Lineage: Eukaryota; Metazoa; Arthropoda; Ostracoda; Podocopida; Cyprididae. The record is from the annotation of a GenBank genome assembly.